This is a messenger RNA of Rattus norvegicus (Norway rat), 431 nucleotides long. Lineage: Eukaryota; Metazoa; Chordata; Mammalia; Rodentia; Muridae. The record is from RefSeq and is a predicted model, not a curated record.
UGGCUCUUUCCGCCAUCUUGGCGCCUUUGGAAGCCUGCUGGGAACAGGACUUCUAAAAAAAAACAAGUAUGUCUGGAAGGCUGUGGUGCCCGGCCAUUUUUGCUGGCUACAAGCGAGGCCUCCGGAACCAAAGAGAGCACACGACUCUUCUUAAAAUUGAAGGUGUUUAUGCCCGAGAUGAAACUGAGUUCUACUUAGGAAAGAGGUGUGCUUAUGUGUACAAAGCAAAAAACAAUACAGUGACUCCUGGAGGCAAACCAAACAAAACCAGAGUGAUCUGGGCAAAAGUAACUCGGGCCCAUGGAAACAGUGGCAUGGUUCGUGCCAAAUUCCAAAGCAACCUUCCUGCAAAGGCCAUUGGACACUGAAUCCGUGUGAUGCUGUACCCAUCCCGGAUUUAAACUAAUGGAGAGUAAAUAAAUAAAAGUAGA